AUGAAGGAGCAACAAGAGCGUGCGCGGUUGGAAGAGGAGGAAGCAGAGACGGACGAAGAGACGACGGAGAGCAAGAUCAACCGACUGGGCAAAGUGGUGCACUUAGACUGGCGUCAGUUCUCUCUCUGGCUCCUGUCGGGAGCGUUCCUGCUUUGUGUGGUGGUCGUGGCAGCACCGUUCGCCAAGAAGUUAUUGGAGCCGUCGUUGCCUUACUGUGAUAGCGAGUGGAUUGAAGCGAACGAGGGAUCGUUUGUGCUUGCGGAUCCUGCAGAUUACUUUGAUCGCUCGAAAGCCUUGCAGCCUUUUAUUGGAGCCACUGCAAUGGCCACACAGACGUCGACACCGCUCUGUCAGCCAUGUCCCGUGUAUGGCAAUUGUCUCAAUGGCUCCGUGAUAUCGUGCGCGCCUCCGUAUCUACUGCACUCCGGACUCUGCAAGGAAAACCCAGAAAUCCAGCAGAAUUUGGACCAACUCGCCGUCGCAAUCCAGAAAUUCGUCGUCGAGAAGGCUGCAAAGAUUGUGUGUGACAACGUGUCACUAUGGAGCUACCUCACUGUAGGUCAAGCAGAGGCCACAAGAGACGCGACGACGUCAAUUGAAGUGCUGCUCUCUGAUGUGCAAGUCUUCGUGACAAGGACGAUCUCGUUCGGCAAGGUUGUAGCACUGUUGCCUCGCGAGUAUGUGUUAAAUCGCGCUCUGGAUAUGGCUCUACGUGAUUUGAAGGACAUCUUUGUGACUGAAGACCAGAGACAGCUCGUCGUGGGCGGCAGUGUCGUGCCGUGGUCGUGCCGCGCCAAGCUCCAGUUAUACUCUCACAUGAAGCUGAUUGCUCUUGCCGUCGCGUUGGGCACAGUGCUGGUCUUCGGCUACCGACAGUUUCUGUUGUAUCGCACCGAACGGCAGUUGGUGGAUCGAUUCGUGAAGGAGGUGCGCUUCUUCCUCUUAGACCGGACUCGCAGACGCGAUCGCUUCUACCCUUCCGAUCAUCUCCGCGACGAUCUGUUCGAGAAACAAUCGCUCCAGCAUCGAGCUUGGUUGUGCAGAAGCGUCUGGCCCAAAGUUGUGGCUGUCGUGAACGACGAUUCUCGGAUUAGAGCGCGGGUGAUGAAAGUUGGCUGUGUGGGAAUGGGCCUCGUCAUCGUCGCCGGCUCAUAG
Phytophthora infestans T30-4 is the source of this 1155-nucleotide messenger RNA. RefSeq lists its product as uncharacterized. Gene Ontology annotation, molecular function: chromatin binding. Bases 1 to 1155 code for a protein of 384 amino acids. The record is from RefSeq and is a predicted model, not a curated record. NCBI's taxonomy places the organism in Eukaryota, Oomycota, Peronosporomycetes, Peronosporales, Peronosporaceae. Gene Ontology annotation, cellular component: nuclear inner membrane. The transcript is spliced from 3 exons.